Messenger RNA from Acanthochromis polyacanthus (spiny chromis), 3615 nucleotides. Its product is annotated as gastrula zinc finger protein XlCGF26.1-like. Gene Ontology annotation, biological process: regulation of transcription by RNA polymerase II. The record is from RefSeq and is a predicted model, not a curated record. The transcript is spliced from 9 exons. NCBI's taxonomy places the organism in Eukaryota, Metazoa, Chordata, Actinopteri, Pomacentridae. Gene Ontology annotation, molecular function: DNA-binding transcription factor activity, RNA polymerase II-specific; RNA polymerase II cis-regulatory region sequence-specific DNA binding. The coding region runs from base 334 to 2139 and encodes 601 amino acids.
GCAGGUUUGCCACCGGCGGCAAAAAAGGGGACACACGCAGCACUGAGGAGGAACUGAGAAUGAAUGACCGCGUUCAAACAAAGUGGUCGUGAGUUUCUGUUGGGAAAGCAUCAAGAUCUGCAGCAAACUGUGCAGGAUUGCGUUCAUCUCCAAAAUCCGGGUUGCAACCGGACAGAGAAGAUGGCAGCCGGAAAAAGUGGACCCCAAUAAGCAGCAGAGAUCGUGUUUGUGGCUCCCACUUUUCUUCAGGUGAUUGGCAGGAGGAGGAGAGUCUGACGGAGGAGCAGAGGAAUGUUGGCAGCCAUUUAGUCUGAGCUCAACAACGGAGGAAACAUGGAUUCUUCACAAAAAAAAUGUAAACACAGCAAUGGAGUGAGAUGUGGGACCUCUGAGGUGGAUAAGGAUGGUUCGGCAACAACAGCAAAAAGAGAUGAAUCACUCAGUUGUGAGCAAUGUGGCAAGACUUUCAUCACAGCAACAAAGCUAAGAAUUCACAAACGUAUUCACACUGUGGAGAAACCAUUCAGGUGUGAUCAGUGUGGAAAGGCUUUUACGAAGAAGAGUGUUUUAAAAAGACAUCAACUCGUUCACAGUGGAGUUAAACCAUUCAGCUGUGAGCAGUGUGGAAAGGCUUUUACUCAGAAGAGUACUCUAACAAGCCAUCAACUCAUUCACAGUGGAGUUAAACCAUUCAGCUGUGAUCAGUGUGGACAGGGUUUUACUGACAAGAAUAAUCUAGCAAUACAUAAACUCAUUCACAGUGGAGUUAAACCAUUCACCUGUGAUCAGUGUGGAAAGGGUUUUAGUCGGAGGAGUCACUUAAAAAGACAUCAACUCAUUCACAGUGGAGUGAAACCAUUCAGCUGUGAUCAGUGUGGAAAGGCUUUUACUCGCGUGUUCUCUUUGAAAUCCCACCAACUCAUUCACAGUGGAGUUAAACCAUUCAGCUGUGAUCAGUGUGGACAGGGUUUUACUCACAAGAGUACAUUAAAAACUCAUCAACUCAUUCACAGUGGAGUUAAACCAUUCAACUGUGAUCAGUGUGGAAAGGCUUUUACUCACAUGCUCUCUUUAAAAUCCCACCAACUCAUUCACAGUGGAGUUAAACCAUUCAGCUGUGAUCAGUGUGGAAAAGCUUUUACUCAGAAGAGUACGUUAAAAAAUCAUCAACUCAUUCACAGUGGAGUUAAACCAUUCAACUGCGAUCAGUGUGUGAAAACCUUUACUCAACAUGAACAGUUGUCGAUCCAUCAAUGCCCCCAUUCUGGUAGAAAGCGGUACCACUGUGACUCCUGUGAAAAAACUUUCAGCUCCCAACAGACCUUAAUAUAUCACCAACGCAUCCACACUGGACAUGAUGUGUACGUAUGUGAUCACUGUGGCAAACCAUUUGUAUUGUACUCACAGUUAAAAGCUCAUGAAGUGACCCACACUGAGGUUAAACCAUACAUUUGUGACCAGUGUGGGAAACGCUACAGCUACACUGCAUGCCUCAAAGUUCACCAACGUGUCCACACUGGGGAGAGACCAUACAGAUGUGACAAGUGUAAGAAGACUUUUACAACUUUGGGUUCCCUGAAACAACACCAGCAGAUCCACACCAGAAAGAAAGCAUUCAAUCAGUGUCACAGUGAGCAGAACGGAACAGAUGGACAAAACUCUCAGACUUACCAGCACUCUGCCAAUGGUGAACAGUGCUGCUUUGACCAGUCUGGACCAACGUCCAACCAACAAGGAACCCUACAACGACACCAGCGUAUGCACACUGGACACAGACUGAACCCCUGCCAAGAAGAUUUCUCCAUGCAGGGUUCAGUAAAAGUUCGUGAAGUCCUCCGCAAACUUAAAGUCCUUGAGAUCCGGCUUCACAGAAUUCAGGAGAACAAUGUGAUGAGUGCACCGAGAGAUCCAAUACAGGGAGCUUUCCUUUUUCAAAGAUCAUUAGAAGGACAGAAGACAAAAAACCUAUCAUCUGGGUCAGGUGGUCACUCUGCAGCACAAGGAGUACUAUCCCACAUUGGAUCUGAUGUUAAUAUUUCCCUUAGACAUGGUGUUUCUUCAGUGGCGUCCCUGCACAACAUGGAAAGUCUUGAUGGAUCACACUGCCCUCGAGGAGGAGGAGGAGGAGGAAGAAGAUGAGGAGGAGGAAGAAGAGGAGGACCUCAUUCACAAUGACGACCACGCCUGAAACCUGCUGUUCAUGAAUUUUGUUAUUUUGCAAUAAAGCACACUGUUCAAAAUCCUGUUUUUAUUUUCUUUGUUACUGGUUUUGUGUUGAAAGAAAGUAUUGCUGCUGAUAAAGUAUAAAGUCUAACAUUUACCAAAUAAUUCCUUCAGAAUGAUGAAGGUUUCUGUACCAGAAGACUGUUUAUGGGAUGUUUUGGAGUAUAUAUUCAAUGUGUUGACAAGGAGAAUUCACUACACAUCUUCAGAAACAUCUGCAAACUGCAUCUAAAACGUAUUACAAAAAGCGUUUUGAAAAGGUUGAAUAAAUGUGGCACAGUGAACCUUUCUGCCCUGGUUUUCAAGAAGGAACAUGUAAUUUCAAUGCAGACACACUAGGUGUCGCUGUUCUGUCUGGUCGCUGCAGCACAGCUUUAAUAUUUAGCCACGCUCUGAUUGGUUACAGAACGACGAAAGCGGAGUGAAGCGCGCACUUCCAGUCCUAAAUGAAAGCGUUCCGGUAAGCAACACAAAGUAAAUCAGAAAUCCAAACCGCUGCCGUGUAGCUGGAAUGAAGUCUCCACGAGGCUAUUCCAAAAGGCCGAUCUGGCCCAUGGCAGUGUUAAAGUAUGAAUGACAUGACAGCUAGGGGAAAACUACGAGGGAGACUGAAUCAACACUCAUUCCAGUUUUCUCCUUUCAUGUCAAACUUAUUAUUCAGUAUAUUUAGUCAAGUAAAACAUGCUAGCAGAACCACCCCAGGGAAGGAAACAGAUCCAUGUCACUGUCAGAAUAAAACACCACAUAGGAGAAUUAUUAUUAAAACAUACUGAGGACUUCGUCCCGAUGAAAUUGCAAAGGGAGGAUUUAUUUUCCCGUCUUUUCUUGUGGUACUUGACAGAAGACAUGACACCACCACACUGUAUCCACAAACAUGUGACUGCAGCAUCCAUUUAACAAGCAACAAACGCAUUUUGAAUACGUUACAGAUCAACGUAACACCGGACCAAUUACGUUUCUGUUGCAACGUGAUUGAAAAUGCAUUUUAGUUGUCUGAGAAUGUAACUUUGUGGAGACAGGGUUGCUCAUCGUGAUGCUUGCUCUGUCAGGUAUAAUCACAGUCAAACAUCCAUCAGGUCUUCCUCAGUCUCUCACAGAGUUUCAGUUUAUGUGGACGUUCCUGCUGGAACUCUGUCCUUCUACAGAGUCUCCUCUGACUCUCUGAUCCACCUCCACACCUUCAACACCACAUUCACUGAAACUCUGUAUCCUGGAUUUGGGUUCUACUUUCCUGGUUCCUCAGUGUCUCUGUGCUGAGUUGAGUCUCCAGAGUCUCCUCCUGGUACAGAAACAGUGUUGAACAGAUAGUUGAGUCUCUCCAUGACUCUGUCCCUCACAAACAUGUUUUCACAUUCAUGGAUUAAAUGUGUUUCUUUGUCAAAUCCUUCUAAA